This is a messenger RNA of Erigeron canadensis, 1550 nucleotides long. Its product is annotated as pentatricopeptide repeat-containing protein At1g80150, mitochondrial. The transcript has a single exon. The record is from RefSeq and is a predicted model, not a curated record. NCBI's taxonomy places the organism in Eukaryota, Viridiplantae, Streptophyta, Magnoliopsida, Asterales, Asteraceae. Gene Ontology annotation, molecular function: protein binding. Bases 62 to 1402 code for a protein of 446 amino acids.
CAUUAUUAUUUUCAUAAGGAUUAUUAGUAUGAUAUGAUCCUGAUCUAAAAAUAUUGGAUAAAUGAGAAAAAAUAUGCUCUCACUGCGAUUAUAUCGCAAAUUCACUACUAAUAACAAAUUCACAAGUUUUGUAUCUCAUUGGAAUGAUAAUAAUAACAAUAAUAAUAUUAAUAUUACUCCCAACAAUGUUAACAAAUCUCCGUCCUUAAAUUUAGCACCCGAACCCGAUAACCUAAAACCGGAACGAAAACCUGAUGCAUUGUUUCAUUUGGAUAACAAAAAGUUAAAUAACCGACUUACGAAACCACCGAUAAAUGUAGAGGAACCCGCGUUACUGAAGCUAAAGGCGGAACGAAACCCUAAGAAAUUGUUUAACUUGUUUAAGGAAAAUGCACGUAACCAUCUUGUUGUUGAAAACAUGGUUGCGUUUGAGGAUACGGUUGGUAGGUUAGCUGGGGCGGGACGGUUUGAUUAUAUUGAGGAAUUGUUGGAGGAACAAAAGAGGUUGCCGCAGGGUCGGCGUGAAGGGUUUGUGAUUAGGAUUAUUAUGUUGUACGGGAGGGCCGGAAUGGCUAAACAUGCGUUUAAGACGUUUAAGGAUAUGGAGAUUUACGGGUGUAAGAAGAGUGUUAAGUCGGUUAAUGCGGUUCUUAAGGUUUUGGGGAAAACGGGUGAUUUGAAAGCGUUUGAGUUGUUUCUUGGUGAUGUUUGUUGCGAAUGUGGUUUUGAACUUGAUGUUGUUUCGUUGAAUAUUGUGAUAGAUACGUUUUGUCGGAUGGGUGUUCCUCAAAAAGGGUAUAUGGUUAUGGAAAAAUCGGGGAUUAAGCCGGAUGUGGUUACGUUUACGACUCUUAUAUCGGCUUUUUAUAAGUUGAAUCAAGCGGAAAUUGGAAAUGGGUUAUGGAAUCUUAUGGUGAUGAAAGGGUGUUUACCAAAUUUAGCAACUUUUAAUGCUCGGGUUCAGUUUUUGGUGAAUAAAGGACGUGCUUGGCAGGCGAAUAGUUUAAUGGGUAUGAUGCGUUAUAUUGGAGUUAGACCCGAUGAGGUUACGUUUAAUUUGGUGAUAAAAGGGUUUUGCAGAGCGGGGUAUAUUGAUAUGGCUAAAAGGGUUUACUCUGCUUUCCAUGAUGAGGGUUACAAGCCGAAUGCUAGGAUUUAUCAGACAAUGAUGCAUUAUUUAUGUAAAGAAGGUGAAAUCGACUUUGCAUUUACCAUAUGCAGAAGUAGUAUGGAAAAGAAUUGGUUUCCAAGCGUCGACAGUAUUUUUCAACUACUUCAUGGGCUACGUGCCACUGGGAAGAUUGACAAAGCUAGGUUUAUUUUAUAUUUGGUGCACAAAAAAGUACCUCCUUUUUCUUCAAAUCAGUUAGACCACAUGGAAUCAUUUUUGAAAACGAGGUGACCCUGUUUUAAGAGGAAACAGCGUUCUUUGUACAGUUAUUUAGGAGAUUCAUUUAUCGCGGAUAUUUAGCCGGGGAAAAGAGAUAGCUGAAUAUGUUGUAAAUUCAUUGUACCAUCUUAAUAAGAUUUUCGAUGGAGAUUUACUUGGA